Molecule: messenger RNA, 288 nt
Organism: Aureococcus anophagefferens
Lineage: Eukaryota; Pelagophyceae; Pelagomonadales; Pelagomonadaceae
Exons: 1
Cellular component (GO): endosome
Molecular function (GO): phosphatidylinositol binding
Source: RefSeq, a predicted model, not a curated record
GUCAAGGUCAUGUCGCCCCAGCUCGUCGGCGAGGGGCUCCAGCAGUUCACGCAGUACGCCGUGCGCACGCGGUCCACCUGCGCCCACUACGGGCGGAGCGAGAUGCGCGUGCUCCGCCGCUUCUCCGACUUCGAGUGGUGCCGCGAGCGGCUCCGGCGGAGCCGCCCGGGCGUCGUCGUGCCGCCGCUGCUCUCGCCGAAGCGCUGGGCGAACAACACGUCCCACGACUUCGUGCGCGAGCGCAUGGAGUCGCUGACGCGCUUCGCGAACCGCGUCGUCGCGCACCCG